Molecule: messenger RNA, 816 nt
Organism: Monoraphidium neglectum
Lineage: Eukaryota; Viridiplantae; Chlorophyta; Chlorophyceae; Sphaeropleales; Selenastraceae
Exons: 3
Coding region: 1-816 (271 amino acids)
Source: RefSeq, a predicted model, not a curated record
AUGCACUUGGUAGGAGCACAGCCGCCGCUCACGGUGUGUCAGCGUGCAUGCAACGGCCGGACGCACCCGCCGCAGCCAGCCGCCGUGCGCCGCAGACCCGCGCCGCCAUGCGCCGCGCUCUCAGGCAGCAACAGCGGCGCCCAGGCGCCGCGCGACCCGCUGCCGGGCGCGGCGGCGCCGCGGCUGCCCACCUCAUUGGACCACCUGAAGCCGGAGUCGCAGCCGGCCCCAGUGCAGCAGCCGGCCCCCGCGCCGCGGCGAUCCACCGUCAAAAGCCUGGGCGGCCUGCGGCGUGCGCCGCUGAGCGGUGGCGUGAAGACGGCGACAGCCCGAUAUGACCUGCCGGCGCCCAGCGUGGCGGUGCGCAACUUGGUUGAGCAGGCGCAGUUUGCGCACCUGUGCACAAUCAUGUCCCACAUGCACCACCGGCGCGCGGGCUACCCCUUUGGCACCCUCGUGGACUUCGCCACCGACGGCGCCGGCAUGCCGAUCUUCUGCCUCAGCCCGCUGGCCAUCCAUGCGCGCAACCUGAUAGAGGACAGCCGCUGCAGCCUGGUGGUGCAGAUGCCCGGCUGGACGGGGCUGGCCAACGCGCGGGUGACGAUAUUUGGGGACGUCUUCCAGCUGCCGCCGGACAUGCAGGUCUGCCUGGACUGCUCGGACUGCCUGGACUGGGGUGGGGCGGAGGCGCGGGAGAUAUUUCUGGCCAAGCAGGCCAAUGAGCGGAAGGAGCGCUGGGUGCUGGGCAGCUUCCUCUUCUUCCGGUGGGGCACAGCGGGCGUGGGGGGCCGGCCUCCCGUCGCAGGUCUUGGUUGA